Messenger RNA from Lingula anatina, 2010 nucleotides. RefSeq lists its product as uncharacterized. Gene Ontology annotation, cellular component: membrane. NCBI's taxonomy places the organism in Eukaryota, Metazoa, Brachiopoda, Lingulata, Lingulida, Lingulidae. The record is from RefSeq and is a predicted model, not a curated record.
CUAAGAUCAAAAUGGAGACUGACGAGGAAAAGCUCCUGGCUAAGGAGAAAAAUACGGUGGUAAAAUCGACAUACAAAUAUAAACUCGGGGUGAUAUUUGCCUGUCUCGGAACUGUGGUAGGCACAGGAAAUAUAUGGAGGUUUCCCAGGAUUCUCGCCACCAAUAGUGACACAAAAGGUGGUCUGGUAUUUCUGAUAGUAUGGCUUUUCUUCCUCUUCUUCUGGUCCAUUCCUAUGUUACUUACCGAGUAUUCCAUCGGACGUUACACGCGAAAAGCCACCAUCCAGGCAUUUAGACAUUUCCAUGGCGACAAGGCCACGUGGGCUGGCGCGUGGGUUACCUUGGUUUCAUUCUUCAUUUCUUGCUAUUAUUCAGUGGUCGUUGGAUGGUGCUUUUAUUAUUUCGGGUUUGCUAUCGGCAACCCUCUUCCUGAAAACAACGAAGAAGGAAAGAAAAUAUUUGACGAUUUUGUGGUGCAUAGCAGUUGGCCGAUACUUUUCCACGCAGCGGCCAUUUUAUGUGCGGGUGUGGCUACAUACAAAGGUGUUAAAACCAUAGAGAGGGCCUGCAUGGUCAUGGUACCCACGCUUCUGGUCAUUGUCAUAUUCACAUUUAUCUGGUCACUCACAAGGAAAUGGUCUAAUAUUGGGCUGACCUAUAUGUUCACGCCAAGUUGGGAAUCAUUCGGAGACCCACGUCUUUGGGUAGACGCUGUCAGUCAAAAUGCGUUUGACACGGGUGCUGGGAUGGGUCUUAUCAUCCCGUAUGCCGCCUAUAUGACCUCCAAUCACGGGAUCGUUAGAUAUGGGACCCUGAUACCAGCCACCAAUAACAUGGUCAGUCUCAUCUGCGGGAUGACAAUCAUAUCCACUGCCUUCUCGUCCCUAGUUGCACUUCAGCCAACAAUCACCCAAGAAGAUGUCGUCAACAUAUUAAAAGACAGUGGGCCAGGAAGCACGGGAGUCACUUUUAUUUGGGUUCCGGUGUUGUUCCAGGCUGCGGGGGACGAGUUUGGGCGCGUGCUUUGCGUUCUCUUCUUUUUGUGCCUGUCAUUUGCCGGAUUGUCGUCUUUAAUAUCCAACGUUGAACUUCUUGCGCAAACCAUGGAGGACUUUGGACUUAAGAGGAAAUUCGGCAGUCCCAUAUCUCUAUUGUUGGUAUUUCUUAUCGGGCUUCCGUCGGCUUUUAGUCUUGAUUUUCUAUCAAACCAGGAUUUCGUCUGGGGGUUCGCACUGCUCAUCAACGGUCUGAUGUUACAGGGCCUUGUUAUUUUUUACGGAGCCAAUACAUAUCGCCAAACUGUGUUCAAUAAUUUUUCACUAGACGACUGGUAUCUGCCGAAGUUGUGGCAUUGGAUAGUCAAGUUUAUAGCGCCACUGGAGGCCGUGGUGCUUCUGGUAUGGUGGGCCAUUGACCUCAUCGUGUUUGAAGAAGAGAAAGAUCAGCGUUGGUACGAGUUUGGCGCGGAGAGUUUUAUGCUCACGAUAGUACAGUGGCUGGGAUUUAUGCUUCUAGUAGUGAUUGCAAAUAUCCUGUUGAUCAAGUUCCGUCCGCACUGGUUUCAAGUCUCAGAAGUCAUACGUCCCAGUCCUAGCACGCCUUACGUCAAAUAUGGCGCCAACGACGACGGUGUCGACAUCUUCAGUACAUCCGAGAAACUAUACGAAAAUGAAGACAUGGGGAAAAAGACUAAAAUGUACGCUGAUCACAGCUCUGAAACUUCUUUUAAGUGAAAAGUAAUUUUAUCAAAAAAUAUAGUGUUCAUGCCAGUGACUUUUGGUGCUCAAAUUCCAUAUUUUAUUAGGUAAUUGUAAGGCAAUCUAAUUUAAUAUUUUCACGGUAAUUAUAUUUUGCAAUAUCAUGGGAAAUAUUUUGAAUCGAGUAUUAUAUUUAAUGGCGGUUUCAUUUAUGCCUUUUAAAACAAGAGCAUUUAGUAAUAAUACUCUUUCUUUCGUCUAAGUUUCUUGAUUUCUGUGAUAGAUUUUCUAUAGAAAUUUCUCUUUGUAUUAA